Helianthus annuus (common sunflower) is the source of this 1332-nucleotide messenger RNA. RefSeq lists its product as uncharacterized. NCBI's taxonomy places the organism in Eukaryota, Viridiplantae, Streptophyta, Magnoliopsida, Asterales, Asteraceae. Bases 1 to 1332 code for a protein of 443 amino acids. The transcript has a single exon. The record is from RefSeq and is a predicted model, not a curated record.
AUGGCGCAAAUGAAUUUUUCAUCAAAGUGGCGGGGAUGGGUUAUGUCUAUUAUCCGGAAUUCUCGUGCCUCGGUCUUGGUUAAUGGGUCGCCCUCAUGUGAGUUUUCUUGUCAGCGUGGUCUUCGCCCAGGAGACCCACUUUCUCCUUUCUUAUUUAUUCUUGCUAUGGACGGUCUUACUCGGAUUAUGAGGCGAGCAUGUGAGCUGGGUGUUUUUCACGGUAUUAGAGUGGGUGGAACGGGUCCUCUAAUCUCACAUUUCAUGUAUGCUGACGAUGUGGUAUUUUGUGGGGAGUGGUCUAUAGCUAACGCUAUUAAUCUCAGACGACUACUAAGGGGCUUCUUUUUGAUAUCCUGGUUGAAGAUCAGCUCCAAAAAGAGUAGUGUGUUUGGUAUUGGAGUGGGGGAAUGUGACAUCGUUGAUAUGGCUAGGCUCCUUAAAUGCUCACGGGGUCGGUUUCCUUUUACUCACCUAGGUGUGCCGAUUGCGUCUAACAUGAACUUAGUUAGAAGUUGGGACCCGGUUCUUGAGAAGUUUCAAAAGCGGUUGUCGGCUUGGAAGUCUAAGUGCCUUUCGUAUGGUGGUCGGAUAACGUUGCUUAAAUCCAUUUUAAGUUCUCUUCCAUUGUAUUUCUUCUCCUUGUUUAGAGCCCCGAUUCAAGUUAUUAAUACUCUUCGGAAGCUGCGUAGGAAAGUCUUUUGGGGAGGGGUGGAAGCGGUUGAUAGAAUGAGUUGGUUAGCGUGGGAUAAGGUGGUUGCUCCGACUAAAUAUGGUGGUGUGGGUUUGGGUUCUCUUAGAGAUGCGAACCUAAGUUUAUUAUCCAAGUGGUGGUGGCGGUUUAAAGUGAGCCAAGACUCCCUAUGGCGAAAGGUGAUAUGGUCCAUUCAUGGAAGUGGUCGGGGUUGGACUUACAUUCCGGUGAAAUUGACACUAGGCGGUAUGUGGAAACAAAUAGCGAGUGUCCCGGAUAUUUUGGAGAAUAUUAGUUCCGGACCUAAUCUUUUUGUUAAUGGGAAUGUUAAAAGUGGUCAUAGUGUUUUUUUCUGGUCUGAUUGGUGGGUCUCGGACAAUACCUUACAAAGAAAGUUCCCUUUAUUAUUUGCAUUGGAAAAGAAGCGUUGUUGUUUGGUGUCUGAUCGGCUCCUCCUAUCAGCAGAGCAGCUGCAGUUUGCUUGGGACUGGAAACGGUCUUCGUUCACAGCAGCGGAGCAGAUACAAUAUGAUGCACUUAUCUCUUUGGUUUCUAAUGUGAAUUUAUCCCCUGGAGUUGAUUCUUGGACCUGGUCGGCGGGUGGGGAAAUUGGUUUCUCGGUGCGUAAUGUGAAGGAGUAG